Messenger RNA from Gastrolobium bilobum, 711 nucleotides. RefSeq lists its product as uncharacterized. The coding region runs from base 1 to 711 and encodes 236 amino acids. The transcript is spliced from 2 exons. The record is from RefSeq and is a predicted model, not a curated record. Lineage: Eukaryota; Viridiplantae; Streptophyta; Magnoliopsida; Fabales; Fabaceae.
AUGGCUAUUCCUCUUCCAGAUCAUCACACAAAUCUCAGUAACCCUUUCUUUUUACAUUCUAAUGAAAGUCCAGCUUUAGUGUUAAAACCUGAUGCUAAUGAUCCAACUUUUCCAGCAUGGGAGCGGUGUAAUACCAUUGUUUUAGCAUGGAUUCAUCGUUCCAUCAAUAGUAGCAUAGCAAGAUCCAUUCUUUGGAUUGAUCAAGCAAAGGAUGCGUGGAGAAAUCUCAAAGCACGAUUCUCUCAUUCAGAUAUCUUCAAAAUAUCUGAUCUACAUGAAGAAAUGUAUCUUAUGCAGGAAGGUGAUAAAUCUGUAACUGAUUAUUUCACAGAUUUGAAAAUCAUGUGGGAUGAGCUUUACAAUUUAAGGCCAUCACCAUCAUGUAGUUGUACAGUGCACUAUUCAUGUAAUGGUUACAGGUUGAUGCGUGAAUAUAAAGAACAAGAUUGUAUAGUGAGAUUUCUCAAAGAUCUUAAUGAGCAAUAUGCUCAUGUAAGAUCCCAAGUGAUGAUGAUCAAUCCAAUGCCAGAUAUCAACAGAGUGUUUUCCCUGGUUGUUCAGCAAGAAAGGCAUAUUCAAUGUGAAUCUAGCCUAAAUCAAUUGACUGUUAAUCCAAAAGUGUUUCUUAGCACAGUAGACAAUGUUCAGAGAGGAAAUUAUAUGCAAGGAAGAGGACGUGGAUCUUCCAAUAUUUUUGGAAGAGGACGUUGA